AUGUCCUUUAAUAAAAAUAAUUUUAAAAAAGAUUUAUUAAAAAAUAAAUUUACUUCAUUUUCUUCCUCAAAUCUUCAAUUAACCACCCAAAAACAACAAUUCCUUACUAUCCCGCCAACAAAAAAACAACAAAAAGUUCCAAAAUUAACAACAAAAUUUAAAAGUUUAGAAGAAAGAAAAUUAAAUAAUUUUGAAAAAAUGAGGCCUGUUGGUGUUAUUGUUGAAGGGAAACAAUUAAAUUUAAAUAAUCAACAACAACAACAAUUUAAUAACAAACAAUAUUUGCAAAGACAAAAUGCUAAAAGGGAUUCGACAGUUGCUAUUGGAGAAACACACCCACCACCAUUACCUAAUAGUAAUAGAGCAACAGAAACAACAGCAGCAAAAAGUCCUUCUCGUAAAUGGACUUCUGCUUUUCGUGUUGUUCAGUCAAUGACUCGUUUUAGAAAUUUGCCGAAGAAACAUCAUUAUCAUUAUGGACACCAUCAUGGAGGGGCUGAGGCAGGUGGAAGUAGGGGAAGCAGUUUUUCUAGUUCGACUGAAUCUACCCCUACACGCUGUUUGGCUAUUCAAUUGGAUGGAACUGAAACAGAAAUUGUGGAUCCAGUUUAUUUGGCACUUAAACAGGCAACAUGUAGAUAUGGAAGUAAUGGCUCUCCUUUGGAUGUUAAUGGGGGAGGAAGUAAAACUGGAAGUCGUCGUGGAUCACAAUCAGCAUUAGCUAUAGCUAAUAACGACAUUAAUAAUGGCAGCACUCAACUUUUGUUCGAAUCAUGCACUCCAAGCCCUCGAAAUUUAAGCCAAACAUCAUUACACGAUUCCGGUUAUGCUGGAGGUGGUGGGAAUGGGCUUCUUGGAUGUGGUUCUCGUUCUUUACUUGUUUCUGGUUCAACUCCCCAGUUACAUGGAAUCGGUAACGGUAGCGUAGUCGGAACAACAACAAAUAACAACAAUAUUUCUAUUAAUUGUCAGCAACAAUUAUCCCCAGCAACAAAACAACGUGUUCAACAACAACAACAAACAAAUAAUACUCAAAACGGGGGAGGAAGACGGCCAAAACUUAGUGAAAAAAUGAAGUCCCUCUCGUUGGAUUGUGCUGAUAUGCCUCCACCCGUUCAAAUGGGUGGAAUUGGUCGAAAUCAAUAUUUUAAAGGAAAACAACUUCGUUCUGCACGAGGCUAUGCCGCCUCAGGUGAAAGUUUUGAGAAUUCAUUUGAGCGUAGUGAAUCCCCGCCAUCAUCAAGGCCUACUCCAACAAAAACAACGCAACAAUUGACAAGAAGAUUGCCACCAGCACCCCCAAUGACUGCCCCAAUUCAACAACAACAACCAAUAAAGCCAAAUGAAUCAGCUUCUUCACGUCGUUUAAUGCCCCCAAUUAGUACACACAUUGUUAUUCAUGAAUAUGUAAAUGGGGAAUGCUCUCUUUUCCUUGGCGAUCGGCUAGUUGUUUUGGACAAUGGUGAUCCAGACUGGAAACAUGGAUUUAAAGUUAAUGACCGUCUCCAACAAUUAUUCACAUUUCCAAGUACCUGUAUCACCGCAUUCCAACCUGACGAACAACCUAUGCGUUUAACACAAAAUUGUAACUUGGUGGAACAAAAAUUGCGUCUCUAUAGAGACCAAGUUGUUUUUGUUCAGCCAAACUCAUUACGGGAAGAUGGACGCGUUAAUGUACGCAACGAACAUGGAACUUGUGCCUAUUGUCCUUUGCAGUAUUUAAUGCUUAUGUAG
This is a messenger RNA of Meloidogyne enterolobii, 1734 nucleotides long. The record is from the annotation of a GenBank genome assembly. NCBI's taxonomy places the organism in Eukaryota, Metazoa, Nematoda, Chromadorea, Rhabditida, Meloidogynidae.